Messenger RNA from Nanorana parkeri, 666 nucleotides. Its product is annotated as dual specificity protein phosphatase 26-like. Gene Ontology annotation, biological process: negative regulation of MAPK cascade; protein dephosphorylation. Bases 119 to 664 code for a protein of 181 amino acids. The transcript has 3 exons. The record is from RefSeq and is a predicted model, not a curated record. Gene Ontology annotation, cellular component: cytoplasm. NCBI's taxonomy places the organism in Eukaryota, Metazoa, Chordata, Amphibia, Anura, Dicroglossidae. Gene Ontology annotation, molecular function: protein tyrosine/serine/threonine phosphatase activity; MAP kinase phosphatase activity.
GCUGUUACAUGGCAUCAAGUGUCUCCUCAUAGAGAUAGACUGAUAUAUACAACACAACUGUCACAUCCAAGAAUCUCCUUCUACUGCGGCUGCUGCUGCUUUUACUUGGGUGCCUAAAAUGAGGAAGCUAUUCAGAGGUCCCCCUCCUGUCUAUGAGCUGGAAGCACUUCUAGACAGCUACAAAGGGGGUACGCAUCACGUGGACCAAGUCUUUCCCAACCUUUUCCUGGGAGAUGUAAACAUUGCAAGGGACAAAAAACAACUGAGGAAGAUGGGCAUCACCCACAUCCUGAACGUAGCCCAUGCCUCGUGGGAGUGCACAGAUACUAUGGAGUACGGUCCGUAUAUCCAAUACUAUGGCAUCACUGCAGAAGAUUGUCCGGAGUUUGAUAUUAGUGUGUUCCUACGCCCAGGGGCAAAGUUUAUUCACAAUGCCCUGAGUACACCUGGUGGAAAAAUUCUUGUGCACUGUGUUCUGGGUAAAAGCCGUUCAGCUACAAUGGUCCUUGCCUACCUAAUGAUUUACCAUCACUUCAAUCUGGCAGAUGCCAUUCGCCAUGUCUGUCAAUACCGCUGUAUUGCUCCUAACCGUGGAUUCCUACAGCAGCUGCAACUGCUCGAGUUGGACUUAAACCACACACUUUGGAGAUGCUAUAUGUUCUGAUA